Messenger RNA from Uranotaenia lowii, 4999 nucleotides. RefSeq lists its product as uncharacterized. Gene Ontology annotation, cellular component: nucleus. Bases 107 to 4993 code for a protein of 1628 amino acids. The transcript has 9 exons. The record is from RefSeq and is a predicted model, not a curated record. Gene Ontology annotation, biological process: regulation of transcription by RNA polymerase II. Gene Ontology annotation, molecular function: RNA-DNA hybrid ribonuclease activity; zinc ion binding; RNA polymerase II transcription regulatory region sequence-specific DNA binding. Lineage: Eukaryota; Metazoa; Arthropoda; Insecta; Diptera; Culicidae.
ACGAAGAAUAGUUGCAGUUUUCAUUUGCACCCGCGCUAAUUUGCAUUCGUUUCGUUACAAUUUUAAACAAUAUUAACUACUCCGGAAAUUCCUUUUUUCGACUUGAAUGAUGGACUUCAAAGUAAUUUGUCGGUUGUGUUUGGAGCAAAAACCACGUUUGCGCUCGAUCCAUGAUGAACAUCCAGAAGGAUCGCUUGGACAGCUUCUAAAUCGCAUAGCUCUGAUGAAUGUGGAACCCGAUGAUGGAUUACCGCAACACGUCUGUCGACAAUGCUCUGGACAGGUACGCAGAAUGCAUCAAAUCAUUGAUACUUAUCGUCAAAAUGAGAUCCUUUUACGGGAACAGCUAGGUUCAGAAAAACAAAUACCAAUGAUUGAAAUCAAAGAGGAAGAAGUUGAAAUAGAACAAUUGGAGGAGGGCAGCCAACAUAAGCUUAUUGUCAAUGACCUCUUCGAACCGGAAGUUAAAGAUGAGUCCUCUGAACCGGAUAAUUCAGACGAGUUCAAUGCAGAAUAUUUGGAUGAGGAUUUUAUCUCUCAUGAAGAUGACGCAGGCAACCAAGGCGAUAGUGAGGUACCUAACGAGAAGAAAGAUACAGAACAAACAACUUCAGAUGUUGAUUUACUUACACCUGUAAAAGUCCGUCGUAAAAAGCGUCGAUCUUCCGUGAAUAUGCAACCUCGGCGAAGAAGAGCUAGAACCAGUGAUGGUGAACCGAAACCAAAACGCAUCCGCAAAGACAAAAACCCGGGUCGACCGCGACAAAACGAGCACAAAUGUUACGUCUGUCAAGGAACACCGCAUGAGUCGGCCGAAUCACUGCUAGCACACUUGAAUGAUCAUCGGAACAUGCUACCGUAUACUUGUUCCGUAUGUAUCAAACGGACAGUUAUCAUCAAUGAUGUUACCGUCAUGAAUAACCACCUGCUAAUGCAUAGAAAACCUUACAAAUGCGAACACUGCGAUCGGCAUUACAGCGUAACAGCCGCUCUUGAUUUACACGUCCAGAUGGCCCAUCCUGAAAAACACCCCAAACUUGAGCCGCACUUCUGCGAAAUCUGCGGUGGUGAAUUCCCAACAAAGCUGGUACUACAGUACCAUCAACAGCGGGAGCACAAGAAGGGUUACGACUGCCACACCUGCGGUAAAUCGUUUAAAGCAUUACAGCCUCUCAAGCGACACAUAGCAACGGUACACGCAGCACCUGAUUCCAAAAAGUUUGAGUGUAACAUAUGCCACAAAAAGCUGAAGUCUUUGGAAGCUCUUCGAUCGCACAUCAGGAUUAUGCACACGGAUCAGGAGUUUCAAUGCAAAUACUGUCCAAAAAAGUACAGCACAACAGCUGCCGUGCGCUUGCAUGAAAGCCGGCAUGAAAACAAUGAUAAUUACCAACCUUCGAAAACCUGGACUGAGUACUACGAGGAGGUGGUUAUACCCGGAGAACCGCCCAAACCUGCUGGGUCAAAAAAAUUUAAAUGUCUGCUAUGCAGCGCCGUGAUACGACAGGUUGGCACUCACAUGCGCCAUCUUCACUUCCCAGAAAAGUACAGUUGCGAUGAGUGUGGUCAAGAAUUCAAGAACAAAGCGUUGCUCCGAAUACACAUCCAGGAGCACAAGGAAGGUCCCGCCCACAAGUGCCCGAUCUGUGCAAAACCAUUUUCGCAAAAGAAAAAUCUCAUAGCCCACCUGCGCACCAAAAAACACGAAGGUCAUCCGUUGACGGAAUCCCUGGAUUGGCUAAUGAUUGGAAAUAGGAGCGGGAAGGCGGAUGCAGAAAAGAGUGAAGUGGAUGUGAAUGAGAAAGACGAUUAUGUAAAACCGAAAGUUGGUGGUGUCAAUGUAGAAUAUUUGGAAUCAUUCAAAAAUUUCGAGCUUAGAACAAAGGUACAGGAUCGACUCAACAUGAUCAAGGUCCUCAGUGGGGUCAAAAGCGGAACUCAUCCACAAGCGAUGAUAAAAAUUCAUAUGGCUCUGUUUCGAGGCACCUUGGAACAAAAUAGCUCCGUGUACAAUAAUGCAAGUGUAACAAACAGGAAAUUACUUGAGGUGGUUAACAACCAAUGCUUAAGAAAAGUCAUUGGGGCGACAAAGUCUACCCCGAGAAACGUAUUAGUUGCUCUCAGUGGACAAGAACCAGUUGGGCUGAGGCAAGAGUUUGUAACAACUAAGGAAAUCAGCAGACAUUUCUCGAGGAACAAUGUAGUGGCAGAGCAAUUAAGAAGCGUACGGUUACCUGAAGAUAGAAGUAGUUGGCACAAGUUCUCAUACCUAGAACAGAUCUAUUGGCAGAACAAGGCAAUACUCGAUCGAGUACAACCGGUGAUCCGUCUGAGCAUUCGACAAGAAGUCGAUAUUUCAUCCGACUUGGAAGGUCUUACAACAGCAAAGCAAAAUACAAAUCCAGCACGAGCUAAACAAUUGGCACUUUUUAUCAUGAACGGAAGAAACAGAGGACGAGGUCGUAUAUAUACAGAUGCGUCGAAGGAUGGAACAAAAUGUUCGAUAGGUGUGUACUUCGAAACGACCGGACAAAGGCUGUUCGCGUCCCUGAGCAUGGAGACAAGCAUCACAUCAGCCGAGCUGAUAGCUAUAAAAGAAGCUACACGAAUUAUUGAAGAAAACUCACUAUCUCACUCUGUUAUAUACACCGAUUCAAAAGCAUCAUGCUUGAUGCUACAAUCUGCACAAGAUAACAGAUAUGACGAAAGCAUCCUGAUCGAAAUCCUAAGAACAUGCUCCUCAUACAAUGUCGCGAUACAAUGGAUUCCCAGUCACGUUUCCAUCACAGGCAACGAAAUCGCAGACGGUCUGGCCAAACAUGGAUUGCAUUCGGACUACGUUUACGAAAAUAAUCUUAUGCUCAAAGACAGUAUAUUCUUGUUUAAAAGAUCACUAAACGAAAAAACAGAUAGGUGGUACAGUAAUUACUCUACAGAUAAGGGAAAAAGCUUCUACUACAUACAACCCGCAUUCUCAAAAGUCCCGUGGUUCUUCGGAAAAGACAUGAGUGGCCGGGACAUCCGGCUCCUGAACAGAUUAAUGGCUGCACAUGAGUACUCCAAAUACUGGCUGGCGAAAAUGAGAAUCCUAGAUAACGCUAAUUGCGACUCCUGUCUAACACCAGAAACGGCUAAUCACACAAUCAUGGAAUGCCCUCUUUUUAACACACUGAGAAGGCAGUAUGAUUUCCAUGGCAAAUAUACUAACCUUCAAGAGCUAUUUAAAUCAAAUAACAUCGAACACUACAAGGAAAUAGCUUUACAGGCUCUAGUUUACCAAACGAUGGAAUUCGAUUGCAUUUGCCGUUUGUGCUGUGAAGAAAAACCGCAUAUGCGGUCCAUUUUCGAAGAACAUCCAAAAGGUCCGCUGGACCGGUUACUAGAAGAACUUGCUCAAAUACGGAUAGAAACCAAUGACGGUCUUCCCCAGCAGGUGUGUCGACAAUGUUCCGGCACCGUACGUAAAAUUCAGGAAUCUGUCGAUGCUUAUCGGGAAAGUGACCGUCGGUUGCGGAAACUGCUGCUGGAAUCUGAUAACCCCACUAUUCUGGUCGAAAUUAAAGAGGAACCAAUCGAACCCGAAGAGCUGGACACAUUAAGCAAAAAUGAAAAUUUGAUUGUAACUGAAUUUCAGGACCAAGAAGUCGGAACAGAGAACAGUGGUGAAGAGAACCUAGAGGUGGAAUAUUUAUAUUCGGAGGAUGAAAACGAACAUGAAAUCGAAAUUACAAACAUAACCGAGGAUACAGACCAAAGUGUUGAGUCCCAACAAAAACAAGCAAACUCAAAACGUUCAUCGAGAAAUUCCAAGCCAAAAGUGCGCAGAAAAGCCACAAAGCUAAAGGGAACGGGAAAACCAGGCCGACCAAAGACAAAAUUCCAAGAUCCAGAUCGACCGCGUCUAAACGAUUUCAAAUGUUAUGUAUGCAAGGGAGCUAAACUUGGAUCCAAAGACUCAUUACUGGCCCAUCUCAACGAACAUCGAGACUGGCUACCGUACACUUGUUCUGAAUGUGUACGCGAAACGAUUGUGAUAAAAAAUGUGACCACCUUGAACAAUCAUCUGAAAAUGCACCGCAUGCCACUGAAAUGUCAGCACUGCGAUCGACACUACAGCGAUACCAAUGCUCUGGAUCUCCACGUUCAAAUGACCCAUCCGGAGAUAUCGGGAAAGCAUGAACCACACUUUUGUGAAGUCUGUGGCGGCGAGUUCCCAACGCGGUUGGUUUUACUGAUCCAUCAACGAAACCAUCGGCUCCGAACCAGCUGUGAGCAUUGCGGCAAACAGUUUAGCGACGUGCGGAAUUUGAAGCGGCACGUGAGUUCUAUUCACGAGGCAGUCGAAGCAAUGCAUGAAUGUAAAAUUUGUUCCAAAAAACUAAAAUCGGUUGAGGCACUCAGCAAGCAUUUAGAAAUAUUUCACUCAGAUCAGCAAUUUAGCUGUAAAUACUGUCAGAAAACGUAUACUUCAGUUGGUUCUUUACGGUUGCACGAAAGUCGUCACGAAAAUAACGACAAUUACCAGCCCGCCAAGCGAUGGAUUCAGUAUUAUCAACAGAUUACGCCCGAGGGAACACCAGCUUCGGAGCGAAAGUUCAAAUGUCUCAUUUGUCGUGACAUCUUAAAACAAAUCGGAACCCACAUGAGGCGAAAGCAUUUCCCCGAAAAGCACCAAUGCGAUCAGUGUAAGGAAGUUUUUCACGAUAAAGCUUUGUUGCGUGUCCAUGUUCUGGAGCACGAGCAAGGACCUGCCCAUCGUUGUCCCAUCUGUGGCAGAGAAUUUUCGUUGAAAAAGAACUUAGUAGUACAUAUGCGUACCAAGAAGCACGCCGACCAUCCUCUUGCCAAAUCGUUGGACUGGCUGAUGGUGAGGAAAAAGUCCGGGAGUGAAAAUAGUGGCAUAACCAAAUCAAAAAGUAAGGAAGCUACUGAGGUGACGAAUCAAAGUGUAGAUGGUUUAAGAGAAGAUCAAGCUUUCGACGGCAUUGUCUAAAUGGAA